This is a messenger RNA of Dentiscutata erythropus, 208 nucleotides long. NCBI's taxonomy places the organism in Eukaryota, Fungi, Glomeromycota, Glomeromycetes, Diversisporales, Gigasporaceae. The record is from the annotation of a GenBank genome assembly.
UCAUGAAAUACUUGAAGGUGGUGCAAGGUUUGUAAAAACAAUAGAUGCGGCUGAUAAAAAGUAUCUGAAGGUUGAGUUUGAAUGUGAUGUUGGUCAAUUUGUUGUUAGGAGGAAGUCAAUAGAAAAGAAGAUUAUUGAAAGGUUUUCCCGAGAUCUUGACCAUCUGAUGAAGCUCGUUGAUUUAAAAGCGAUGUUCCUGUUGGAACAA